GCACGACUUUACUUCUCAGAGUGCGCGCGAGAAAAGCUGUAAACUCAAUCGUUACAAUGACGUCACAAUGCAUUUAAAAUGAUGCUACGUUUUUAUUCUCGCAGAACGUUACCGGAAAUGACACGAAACGUAUAAAAAUGGACGAAUUAGGGAAAUAAAACGUCAAACUAUUAGUCGAAUAUGAAGGAUGAAUGUUAUAUCUUUUUCUGUAAGAAAACAAUCAGCAUGGCAAGACGAUCACCAACAUUCUGUGCAUAAUUUGGCAAGGAUCACUAGGUCUACAACUUCACAGACGUCCGAAAAUGAUAGUUAUGAAAUUCGUCGUCGACGUGACAGAACAAAGGAUUUGUUUGGAAAACUAAAAGAAAUUGUCACUUCCAAAAAAUAUAGAGAUGUGGAUUGGCAUCGCAUUAUCAUCAAUGUUGGUGGAACUAAAUUUUCAGUGUAUAAUGGCACGAUUAGAACCGUUCCUGGAACUAGACUUGCAAAUUUAAGUGUUAAAAGUGAAGAAUAUGAUCGCAUGAACAAUGAGUAUUUUUUCGAUAGAAAUCCGGAAUUAUUUCCAUACAUACUAGAUUUUUACCGGUAUGGGGAAAUGCACAUUCCCAGAUUUAUAUGUGCAAAGAAGCUGUUGAGUGAAAUGAAAUACUGGGGUCUGAAUGGGUCAUGCUUAUCACACUGCUGUAGGAAGUAUUAUUAUGAUUCCCUAGACGAAAUAUUUGAUUAUGAAGACUUGCAGAAAAUGUUUGAAACCGUCCCUGAAAAGCUUCACAUAGUGGACAGCGGGAGUAGUUUUGGAGACACGGAUAUUCGACACAGAAUUUGGUCACUCUUGAACAACCCGUUGUCGUCAACGUCGGCCAAGGUAUGGUCGAUUUUGUAUAUGACACUUGUCAUCCUGUCCAUCAUCUGCAUGUUUACAAGUACCCUUGCCUCGUGCAGAGUGGAACCAAAAAACACAUUUUUCCAAAGAUACGUACCCAAACACAUUGCAGAAAACAGCUACUAUGUCCUUGUUCCACCACGCUUUACGAAUUUUUCAGAACCCUGUAUCGACCAUUGUGAUACUUUACCCACACACAACAACAGGGUGUUAUCUUUUUUGACUACUCAACCCCACAGUGCUUUACUAUUUUUCGACUUAUUCUGUCUAAUAUUUUUUACGACAGAGAUAAUUUUCCGAUUUCUUUUUGGUAGACGGCGGUGGCGCAUGCUCAAAUCCUUCACGACGAUAUGCGACAUCCUCUAUCUUAUUCCAGCGACGUGUAUGUUUGCAAUCGACUUCUUGGAUCGAACACACUGGCACAAUGUGAACAGAAUCGGAUGGUUUCUUUUACUUCAGACCUUGAUGACUCUCCGAGUUCUACGGUUGUUUCGAUUUACAGCACAUUACCAUGGCCUGAAAACCUUGUGGCUUGCAGUGAAAGCAAGCAAACGAGAAUUGUUUUUGCUUUUUAUUUUCAUGAUAAUGGCGACCACAUUUUUUGCAACAUUUAUCUUUUGUACAGAGUUUUUUGAAGCAACAAGUUAUUACAAUAACAUUUACAUUGGAAUGUGGUGGUCCUUGAUCACCAUGACAACGGUAGGAUACGGCGAUUUUUAUCCAAAUUCUGCUCUAGGAUAUGUCCUAGCAUCCAUCUGUGCAUUGACUGGAAUCAUUUUGAUGGGAAUGCCUGUGCCACUGAUAGCCCGAAAUUUCCAUUCUUUUUAUGGUUUACAGUUCUACCAUGCACGCGAGUAUCAAAUUCAAUAUAUACGACGUGAUGAGGACAUAGACUUGGCGAAGGAAGUUCCUAAAGAAUUGGCGGAAGUAGAAAAACCGGAAGUUAAAAGUAGGCAGAAGGAAGGGAGUGUGAAGGAAGAAUCAAAAGAAACUCAGAAUGACGUGGAGGUUAUUGUCACCGCAGAAAAGACAGGAGAAGAAAAAUUAAUUAACGCUGUUCAGUGUGCUGUAGAAAAGCGCAACAAACUCAUGGCUUUGUUUGAAAAAAAUAAAGUAAGCCCAGUUAAUGAGGACUGUGAAAAUAAAGCAAUGAAAAGAAGACGUCAGAGUCUUUAAAAUCAAGAUUAUACCACAUCUGCAUAUGUAUAAUGUAAAUAGAGAAGGAAUAUGUAUGAUUUGUUGAUUUUCUUGUACCCCCGGUAAGUAAUUGAUUUGUUAAAUGAACUGUUGACAUAAAAAAAUAGAUUAUUUUGUAACUUUGUGCAUAGAUUUUCCUACUUUUAUAUAGAUUUUAAUAAAUAUAUAAUACAAUUACUAAUUUAAAAAAAUACUGAUCAAACCAUAUGUAUUUUGUUUAAGGUAUGACGAGACCUUCCUCGAAAAACUGCUUUUGUAACGUACCAAAUACAUUUAUAGUUCUUA
This is a messenger RNA of Saccostrea echinata, 2365 nucleotides long. Its product is annotated as potassium voltage-gated channel protein Shaw-like. Lineage: Eukaryota; Metazoa; Mollusca; Bivalvia; Ostreida; Ostreidae. Gene Ontology annotation, cellular component: voltage-gated potassium channel complex; membrane. Gene Ontology annotation, biological process: protein homooligomerization; potassium ion transmembrane transport. Gene Ontology annotation, molecular function: voltage-gated potassium channel activity; protein binding. The record is from RefSeq and is a predicted model, not a curated record. Bases 188 to 2059 code for a protein of 623 amino acids. The transcript has 2 exons.